Molecule: messenger RNA, 1850 nt
Organism: Danio rerio (zebrafish)
Lineage: Eukaryota; Metazoa; Chordata; Actinopteri; Cypriniformes; Danionidae
Source: RefSeq, a predicted model, not a curated record
GCCUAGUAUGACGUCACGCACUUACUGGCUUGCGGAACAAAAGCCGUCUGCUCGCUGCGCUCCUCCCGCCGGAUGCAACCGACAGGACACCAAGACCUUCGUUUCCCGUAAAAGUUUGUUUUUAAAGCGUUUACCGUAUUGUGUGUUAACAUAAACAGCGUCGAAGUGUAAAUCCCGGGGCUCGUGACGAGUAUUUUUUUUGUCUGAACUCAACCGACGAGGGAUUCUCGCGAGAGAGUGUGAGACUAAUAAACGCUGUCCGGCUGACGUGGACCCUCCUGGAGUCCUGUGGUGAUCUGGAAGACGCAGAAAUGCAUGCAGGGUUUGCUCUCUUCCAUCUGAACGUGUUCUUGUGAAUGAGACUGUGUCGUCUCUUCUGAUUGGCUGAGGCUCUCGGGUCGGCUCUGCUCAUGAGGUAACACAGCCUGUGGUUGUUGAUGCCCGAGGCUGGGCAGUGAUGGGGCAGAGGGUAUCGGGUGUGGUCAAAUCAGCGGAUGAGCAGGAGGUGGGUGAGCUGGCGUAUCCACCAGUGUGUGCGGCGCUUCGAAAUCGAGGUGUCCCUUUACCUGCCCGUCUGGAGCUGCUGUUGGAUAUGCCUCCGGCUGGUUCGGAAGCCCAGCUUCAGCACGCCUGGAACCCAGACGACCGUUCGCCAAACCUGUUUAUCAAAGACGAUGACCGGCUCACGUUCCACCGCCACCCGGUGGCCCAAAGCACUGACUGUGUGCGCGGGAAAACCGGCUUCACCCGAGGUUUGCAUGCAUGGAGUUUACGAUGGCCUGUACGGCAGCGGGGCACUCAUGCUGUGGUUGGAGUGGCCACUUCUUUAGCUACUUUACGAGCUGUUGGGUAUUCUGCUCUAGUUGGAAGUGAUGCUGAAUCCUGGGGGUGGGAUUUGGGACGAGGUCGGCUUUACCAUGAUCGAAAGAGCCGAUCUGGGCCAGCGCCGCCGUAUCCGGAGUUCGUGGAAGAUGAGGAUGAGGAAGGCACGUUCUCUGUGCCGGAGGAGAUUUUGGUGGUGUUGGAUAUGGACGAGGGAACGCUGGGAUUCUGUGCUGAUGGAAAUUAUCUGGGAGUGGCGUUUCGAGGGCUGAAGGGGAAGAGGCUGUACCCGAUCGUCAGCGCUGUCUGGGGCCACUGUGAAGUCAGCAUGAACUACAUCAACGGAUUAGAUCCUGAACCCCUGCCGCUGAUGGAGCUGUGCAGAAGAGCAGCGCGACAGGCACUGGGACGCCACCGAAUCCAUCACAUCCAGUCUCUGCCACUGCCACAGACACUCAAAAACUACCUGCAGUACCAAUGAGAGACUCAAACACGCACCUGCGGUCACUGGACACGAGCUGUAGAGUCUUUGCACAGAUACGCUCAUAUAUUUAGGAUGCCAUCAAACGAUGAGUACCUGGUUUUUAUACAUGAUUAUGAGAUGAUUGUAAUAAAAGGUGUUUUACGUUCAUGUCUUCCGUGGAAAUAUUACUCUUGAGCUGAUGUUUUUUAUUAUUGUUCUUCACUUUUAACUCAGAACUAAGGACUAAGGAAAACAAACAGACAACGAGGUUCUUAUUCUGUCACCAGUCUUCACUAAUAGACAUCCGCAGUGCCUGAGAUCUUUUACAAUCUUUGUUUUGUUUGUUUGCGUGCGUAUUAAAUAUAUAUAUGUAUAUUUUCUGUUGUAAUCAUGACGAAGCUGAUUCAAUCGGUUUUUAAGCGUAUAAACGCGAGGCUUGUUGAGAUUUUUACAGAUUUUUUAUAUGAAUUUGAUGUUCCUCUUUUACAUCACAGAUCAAGCAGAAACACAACAGUUGUACAUUCAUGACCUUUCAAAUGUGAAUAAAAUGAAAACUUAAAACACA